CUCUUCCCUUGUCUGAUCUGUUCGCCUACUGCGCACAUAAGAGAUAUGGGCAGACGGUGACUUCAUACAGCGGCUGACAAUGGCUUUUCAGCAAGGUGAAGCCGCGCCUGUAUCGACCCAGUCCUCUCUAUCUUUUACGCAAGGGUUCCUGCUGGGUCAGCUAUCAGUUGUGCUGCUGAUUGGUGCCUUCAUCAAGUUCUUUAUUUUUGGCGAAGCACCACCACCACCGUCUCGCGGUCUUCGAGCUUCCACGCAUCGACGCUCCAAUUCGAUCUUUUCACAAGAUGCGCCUCCUCCCAGAUCAUUGAGAGAAAAGCCCUCUACUUCGAAUGUCCUUCGUCCCGUCCCGUCGUCCGCGACUAACACAAGGUCGAUUUUGCGGAAAACCUACUAUAGCGCAAUCCCUCCGAACCCGUCGUCGAAACACCGAAUUCAUCACUCCUCACAUCAACCAGAGUCGUUGGAUUGGUUCAAUGUCCUGAUCGCACAGACAAUAGCACAGUAUAGGCAGACAGCCUAUCUUUUGAAAGACUCCCCCACAUCGUCGAUCCUCCAUUCGUUGACGGCAGCUUUGAAUAAUCCCGAGAAGAAACCGUCCUUCAUCGAUAAAAUCACGGUCACAGACAUAUCGCUCGGUGAAGAGUUUCCGAUUUUUAGCAAUUGCCGUAUCAUUGCCGUUGAUGACCCUAUGUCCGACGGUGGCAGGCUUCAAGCCUUGCUGGACGUUGACAUGAGCGACGACAACCUCUCCAUCGCUGUCGAAACCUCACUAGUCCUCAACUACCCUAAGCCAUGCUCCGCGAUUCUACCUGUUGCGUUGUCAAUAUCCGUCGUAAGAUUUUCGGGGACACUCUGCAUCUCGCUUGUCCCCGCAUCCACCCCGCCUCUUCAUACUCCGUCACCUAUGCCGUCGCCACCGACAGCAGGAGCGCAGCCAGCCGCCGGGGCACAACCCACUGACGGCGGUGAUAUCCCACCGAAAUCUUCAUCGAAAAGCAACAUCGCGUUUUCAUUCUUACCAGACUACCGACUCGACCUGUCAGUGCGAUCGCUGAUUGGCUCCCGAAGUAGACUCCAAGAUGUGCCCAAGGUUGCGCAGCUGGUAGAAGCACGGGUUCAUGCGUGGUUUGAAGAGAGGGUUGUCGAGCCCCGAGUACAAGUCGUGGGGCUACCGGACCUAUGGCCACGUAUGGGCAGAACUGGUGUGCGAACAGGUGACGAGUCUGAAACCGGCUCUAAUACGGCCUCACGACCAGCUAUGUCCGUAGAUAUGAGCAGUCCCGGCCACCUUCAGGGCGAUGGCGGUAACCAUGAGGAAGAGCUGCGAUUUCGUGGAUUAGGUCCACGGCCGCCAUUACCGUUUGAUGCCGUUUCCCGGACAAGCAGUUACCAAGUUGAGACUGGGGCUCCUCGUAGUCCUAGUUUGACGCGCGAGCGGAGUCUGGGGGAUGAUUUCCAUAUGCCUGGUUCUAUGCCUGAAGCGCCAGGCGCUCAGUGAGAUGAGUUCUACUUGUACC
Aspergillus nidulans FGSC A4 is the source of this 1517-nucleotide messenger RNA. RefSeq names its product ERMES complex subunit MMM1 (gene mmm1). Gene Ontology annotation, cellular component: endoplasmic reticulum membrane; ERMES complex. Lineage: Eukaryota; Fungi; Ascomycota; Eurotiomycetes; Eurotiales; Aspergillaceae. Bases 80 to 1498 code for a protein of 472 amino acids. Gene Ontology annotation, biological process: protein insertion into mitochondrial outer membrane; mitochondrion organization; intermembrane lipid transfer. The transcript is spliced from 3 exons. Gene Ontology annotation, molecular function: lipid binding. The record is from RefSeq and is a predicted model, not a curated record.